Molecule: messenger RNA, 1079 nt
Organism: Xenopus tropicalis (tropical clawed frog)
Lineage: Eukaryota; Metazoa; Chordata; Amphibia; Anura; Pipidae
Gene: phyhd1
Product: phytanoyl-CoA dioxygenase domain containing 1
Source: RefSeq, marked provisional
GGCUUUGCUGCACACAUGGCGCCAGUGACUGAUGAGCAGGUCCAGAGGUAUCACAGGGAUGGGUACCUGGUACUGGAGGGGGUGUUUAGCCCCCAGGAGUGUGAGCUGAUGAAGCAGGAGAUUGAAAAGAUCCUGGGGGGAAUGGAUGUGCCAUCCCACUGCCGCACAGAGUUCAUCACUCAGCAGGAAGACCAGCUCCGUGCCCAGGGCAGUGCUGAUUAUUUUAUGACUAGCGGAGACAAGAUACGUUUUUUCUUUGAAAAGGGGGUGUUUGAUGAGAAGGGACAUUUCCUGGUGCCAAGGGAGAAGUCAGUGAAUAAGAUUGGGCACGCUUUGCACGCUCACAGUCCUGUCUUCAAAGAGGUGACCCACAAGGCCCAAGUACAGGAGACAGGAAGGCGGCUGGGCCUUAUGAAACCAGUCAUUGUGCAGAGCAUGUACAUAUUCAAGCAACCUGGAAUUGGAGGAGAAGUAACCCCACACCAAGAUGCCACCUUCUUGCACACGGAACCACUCGGACGGAUCAUUGGAUUCUGGAUUGCUGUUCAAGAUGCAACCGAAGAAAACGGCUGCCUGUGGUUUAUUCCAGGAUCCCACCGUGCUGGUAUCUCUCGGCGCAUGGUUCGUACCCCACCAGGCACCUACCCACUCACCGAGUUUGUGGGAGAAGAGCCAAAAUACGAUGAAGAUCAGUUUGUAGCUGCACCUGUUCCUAAAGGGAGCCUGGUUCUCAUCCAUGGAGAAGUUGUCCAUAAAAGUGAAUUGAACAGCUCUCCAAACUCCCGCCAUGCCUACUCCUUCCACGUGAUGGAAUCGGAAGAAUCCAGAUGGAGCCCAGAAAACUGGCUCCAACCAACACCUGAGCUCCCAUUCCCUUCCCUGUUCACAUAGAACAGCAACGGAACAUCAUGAUGCUUCUUCAGAACAGAACAAGACCUGCAGCUAAACCAGCAACAGACAUCAGUGGGUUUUAUAGAAUGAAAGAUAUUCGUCAGAUGGGGGUGAUGCAAAAUAAAAAUGACUUACUUGUUUCAUAUUUUUAGAGAGAUUUUAAUAAAUAAAAAUCAACAUGAGACUCA